AUGCAGCCCACGUUGAUGCACCAGCCCUCGGCGAACUUGACGAUUCUCACCAACGAGGAUUCGCAGAAGAACACGAGCAUCUAUCGUAAGGAGUCCUUAGCCUUGGAUGAUUUGCUCAGCGAGAGGGAAGAUCCUGCGAUGGAACUCUUGGGACGUUUGUCCGAGCUCUUUAAGAAGCAGGAGGUGCAGAUCCAAACCUUGAACGAUGAAGUGCAGCGCUUACAGGGGCGGAUCCGGCGCAUCAGCUUGGAGAACGCCGACCUCAAGAGCAAUCCGACCACACCACAGGCGUAUAAACCUGAGGAGUUGCCCGAAAACUUCUUACAGCUGAAGAUCAUGCGGGGCCCUUCUCGGGGCCCACCCGAGCACGAAGACGAGGUGCCCGACGAGCACACGGAGCAGUCCCGAGAGAUGCCACCCUCCAGUGGCUCGCUGAGACUGAAGUUUUUUCGCCGGGUGCCCGGAGACGACAGAUGUGGAACCGACGAAGAUGUUCCGCCGUCCAUAGGAGAAGAGAUCUUCUCCCAAGGCAACGAUGCAGGGCAGCUGUGCGCGCUGCCCGAGAACUUCUGGGAGGAUGAUGAGGACCCAAGAACCGAAAAGGGUGAGGACAGGGUGGUGGACGGGGGCGAGGAGGAUCUCACCGAUGCCGUGGUGAAGGUCUUCGCCGCAGUGUCCGAGCCCAACUACGCGGUGCCCUGGGUCUACAAGCCGCAAGACGCCCGAACUGGAACUGCCUUCGCUGUAACCUGGGAGAAAGAAAGCCAGUGGUUGCUGACCAACGCCCACGUGAUUCGACACGCUGCGGUGAUCCAGGUGCGGAAGCGCGGUGACCACCAAAAGUUCCUGGCGAAGCUCUUGUGCGUCGGCUUGGACUGCGACCUGGCCAUCUUGACGGUCGAGAGCCCGCAGUUCUGGGAUGGUUUGCCUAGAGUUCGCCUGAGGCGAGAAGAUGCGCUGCCGCGCUUGCAGGAGGAGGUCACGGUGGUGGGUUAUCCCAUCGGCGGGGACAAUGCCUGCGUCACCGUGGGCGUAGUGAGUCGCAUCGACAUGCAACGCUACAAUGUCUGUUGGACCCAGAGUUUGCUGGCCAUCCAGAUCGACGCUGCGAUCAAUCCGGGCAACUCCGGGGGGCCCUGCUUCGGCGCGGGCGACUUUUCAGGAUGCUUGCUGGGCGUGGCUUUUCAGGUGCUAGGCCGGGAGGAUGCGGAGAACAUCGGAUACAUCAUUCCUGCUGAGGUGGUUCACCACUUCUUAACUGACUACAUCCAGAACCAGCGCUACACCGGCUUUGGCAGCUGUGGCUUUGCAGUGCAGCCGCUGGAGAACGCUCGGAUGCGCCUGGCGCUGGGUUUGAAGCCUCACCAGAGCGGCGUUCGGGUGACCAUGGUGCACCCCGCCUCAGCCGCCCACGAGGUGGUUUCGGUGGGGGAUCUCAUCAUCAAGGUGCAAGGCCAAGAGAUCGGAGACGAUGGCAAAGUUCCAUUUCGCGGCACCCGGAAUGAAAGGAUUGACUUUCACUACUUGGUGUCCAAGUGCUUCGUAGGGGACUGGUGUCAAUUCACUGUGCUGCGGCAGAAGAAGCAGAGAGAGCUCCAAGUGCAGCUUUCGGCGGUGCGGCCACUGGUGCUGCAUGACCCACCAGAUCCACCACAGUACUUCAUCAUUGGGGGCUUGGUCUUCGUGCCCCUGUCUGAGCCCUUCCUGUGGGAUGACUUUGGUGCCAACUAUCACAAAGAUGCUCCCAUCAGCAUGCUGUGGCAUUGGUUUGAUGGAGUCCGCGAAAGCAUGGACCACGAAGUCAUCGUGCUUUCGCAGGUCCUGGCCUCUCCACUGACCGUGGGCUUUACCGACUUCUACAACGUGCUGCUGGUGAGGUUCAACGGCCGGAAGGUGAAGAAUUUGGAGCACUUGAUGCUCAUGGUGCAAGGCUGUGAGGAGGAGUACUUGACCUUCGAGAUCGAGCGAAACAAUGUAAUCAUUCUGCCACGAAAGGAGGCGACCCAGCAAACUACCCAGAUUCUCAAGGACAAUAUGAUUUCCACAGAUCGCUCUGUUCAUUACCAACAUCUUCAGUGA
Molecule: messenger RNA, 2079 nt
Organism: Durusdinium trenchii
Lineage: Eukaryota; Dinophyceae; Suessiales; Symbiodiniaceae
Source: the annotation of a GenBank genome assembly